AUGGAAGACAGCGGUCCAUCGAGGGAGAACCUUACGUGGACAUCAGAGCAAAUGGACUAUUUAGUCCAACUUCUUGUGGAGCAAUCCCGCAUCCCUGGUAUGAAAUCUGGUGGAGGAUUGAAGUCGAAAGCGUAUACAGCAAUUGAAAAAUGCAUGAUAGACAAAUUUGGUCCAGAAUUCAGUAAAAAGAAAAUAAAAAACAAAUUGAAGUACUCCAAACCAAACUUGACAGUCAUGAAAGAAAUUUUGAAUACAAGCGGGUUUGGGUAUGACCCAAUCAACAAGUGUAUUGAGGUCGACCAACAAGUAUGGAAUGACUAUAUUCAGCAAUACCCGAACAGAAAAAAGUACAGAGGUCCCAAGUUAUGGAGAUACUUUGAUGAGUUCGCCGAGGUCUUCGGCGAUUCUCAUGCCCUCAAUGAACGGAAUCGUGCCACGCAGAAUACUUUUCAGCAUUCUGGACAAACAAUAAGUAAGUAUGUCAGUUGUGUACUACGAGCAAUAUGUAUAAUGGGUAAAGAUUUUGUCAAUCGGCCCAACGAUGACGUCCCAACUAAAAUUCGGAGAUCGAAGCGAUUCAAUCCAUAUUUCCAGGUAUUUUCGAAAUUGUAA
This is a messenger RNA of Nymphaea colorata (pocket water lily), 612 nucleotides long. RefSeq lists its product as uncharacterized. The transcript is spliced from 2 exons. The record is from RefSeq and is a predicted model, not a curated record. NCBI's taxonomy places the organism in Eukaryota, Viridiplantae, Streptophyta, Magnoliopsida, Nymphaeales, Nymphaeaceae. Bases 1 to 612 code for a protein of 203 amino acids.